Rotaria sp. Silwood1 is the source of this 231-nucleotide messenger RNA. The record is from the annotation of a GenBank genome assembly. Lineage: Eukaryota; Metazoa; Rotifera; Eurotatoria; Philodinida; Philodinidae.
AUGAAUAAAGAAAUAUAUGAUAAUCAAUAUCUUGAAAAUGUGCAUCUUAUGACAACAAAUAAUAAAUUUCGAGAACUUCAUACACUUUUGGAUUAUGAUACUACGUGCCGAAGUGAUUUUAAAUGUUAUGCUGAUGAUUUCAUACAUUUAACUGUUAAAACUGCAUUAGAUCACUUACCACAUGUACCAUAUGAGGUUAUGACACCACCUGGAAAUUGCUUUCAAGGUUGA